Messenger RNA from Budorcas taxicolor (takin), 774 nucleotides. RefSeq names its product membrane anchored junction protein (gene MAJIN). NCBI's taxonomy places the organism in Eukaryota, Metazoa, Chordata, Mammalia, Artiodactyla, Bovidae. Gene Ontology annotation, biological process: meiotic attachment of telomere to nuclear envelope; homologous chromosome pairing at meiosis. Bases 1 to 774 code for a protein of 257 amino acids. Gene Ontology annotation, cellular component: nuclear inner membrane. The record is from RefSeq and is a predicted model, not a curated record. Gene Ontology annotation, molecular function: DNA binding. The transcript is spliced from 10 exons.
AUGAGUUUAAAACCUUUCACCUACCCAUUUCCAGAGACGAGAUUUCUUCAUGCAGGACCCAAUGUGUAUAAAUUCAAAAUUAGAUAUGGCAACAGCAUCAGAGGGGAAGAGGUAGAAAACAAGGAAGUCAUCGUCCAGGAGCUGGAGGAUUCUAUUCGUGCGGUCUUAGGAAACCUGGAUAAUUUACAGCCAUUUGCUACGGAACACUUUAUUGUAUUUCCCUAUAAAAGCAAAUGGGAAAGAGUAUCCCAUCUGAAAUUCAAACACGGGGAAGCUGUCUUGGUCCCUUAUCCAUUUGUUUUCACUCUGUACGUGGAGAUGAAAUGGUUUCAUGAAAAUCUGUCACCAGGAAAAUCAAUGAAUAGCAGUCCUCUUGGGUUGGUCCUGGCAGAGAGGAAAGCAGCAGAAACCGUGCUGAAGAAACGAAAACGCAGAGAAGUGCCCAGCUCCCCAGCCAGGCCAGGGCUGGACAGGGCCGAGAUGGGGACUUCCAGUCAAGGGCUCAGCAAAAAGAAGCCCCCUGUGGAAACCAGGAGGAACAGAGAAAGAAAAACCCAGCAAGAAUGCCAGAAGACCCCAGCGUUUGAUGUCACCGAUGUCCAGGACCAGGACUCUAAGUGGGAGGACAGCCUGGUAGGGAAGACUAUCCCACCAACGCAGCAAAACAAUCCACCUCCAGCUGAGGGACCCACAGAGCUGGGAACCAGUGGCUUCUUUGGGUUUCUGACCUCUCUCUUCCCGUUUAGGUAUUUCUUCAGAAAGAGCAGCCAGUGA